AUGGCGUGUGGCAGCAGGAAGGUCACCAUCCAACUGGUGGAUGAAGCAGCACCUGGAGCUGGGGGCCCAAAGCUCUUUCGAGGCCAGAGCUAUGAGGCAAUCCGAGCAGCCUGCCUGGAUGAGGGGAUCCUUUUCCGAGAUCCCUACUUCCCUGCUGGCCCUGAUGCCCUUGGCUAUGACCAGCUGGGGCCGGACUCGGAGAAGGCCAAAGGGGUGAAAUGGAUGAGGCCCCAUGAGUUUUGUGCUGAGCCUACGUUCAUCUGUGAGGACAUGAGCCGGACAGAUGUGUGUCAGGGGAGCCUGGGUAACUGUUGGUUUCUUGCGGCUGCUGCCUCCCUCACUCUGUACCCCCGACUCCUGUGCCGGGUGGUCCCUCCUGGACAGGGUUUCCGAGAUGGCUACGCGGGUGUCUUCCACUUCCAGCUCUGGCAGUUCGGCCACUGGGUGGACGUCGUGGUGGAUGACAAGCUGCCUGUGCGUGAGGGGAAGCUGAUGUUCGUGCGCUCAGAACAGCGGAAUGAGUUCUGGGCCCCCCUCCUGGAAAAGGCCUAUGCCAAGCUCCACGGCUCCUAUGAGGUGAUGCGAGGCGGUCACAUGAAUGAAGCUUUCGUGGACUUCACAGGCGGCGUGGGUGAGGUGCUCUACCUGAGGCAAGACACCCCAGGCCUCUUCUCAGCCCUGCGUCACGCCCUGGCCAAGGAGUCCCUUGUGGGCGCCACUGCCCUGAGUGAUCGGGGUGAGCAUCGUACAGAAGACGGGUUGGUGAAGGGACAUGCGUAUUCAGUCACGGGCACACACAAGGUGUCGCUGGGCUUCACCAAGGUGCGGCUGCUGCGGCUGCGGAACCCAUGGGGCCGCGUGGAAUGGACCGGGGCCUGGAGUGACAGCUGCCCACGCUGGGACGCGCUCCCCACUGAGUGGCGAGAUGCCCUGCUGUUGAAGAAAGAGGAUGGUGAGUUCUGGAUGGAGCUGCAGGACUUCCUCCGCCACUUCAACACUGUCCAGAUCUGCUCGCUGAGCCCUGAGGUGCUAGGCCCCAGCCCUGCUGGAGGCGGCUGGCACAUCCAUCUCUUCCAAGGCCGCUGGGUGCGAGGUUUCAACUCUGGCGGGAGCCAUCCUACUUCUGAAACCUUCUGGACCAACCCCCAGUUCCGGCUGACACUGCUGGAGCCUGAUGAGGAAGAAGAGGAUGAUGAGGAAUGGCCCUGGGGGGGCUGGGGCGCAGGAAGGGCAAGGGGCCCUGCUCAAGGGGGCCGAGUUCCCAAAUGCACUGUCCUCCUGUCACUCAUCCAGCGAAACCGGCGUUGCCUCAGGGCCCAGGGCCUCACUUACCUCACUGUGUGCUUCCAUGUGUUCCAGAUCCCAGAGGAGCUGCUGGGACUCUGGGACACCCCGCACAGUCGCGCGCUCCUGCCAAAACUGCUGCGCGCCGACCGCUCGCCGUUGUGCGCCCGACGCGACGUCAGCCGCCGCUGCCGCCUGCGCCCCGGCCACUACCUGGUGGUGCCCAGCGCUGCCCGUGCUGGCGAGGAGGCCGACUUCACGCUGCGCAUCUUCUCCGAGCGCCGCCACACCGCCGUGGAGAUCGACGACGUGAUCAGCGCGGAUCUUCACGCCCUCAGGGCUCCCUUCAUUCCCCUGGAGCUGCGGUUGGAACAGCUGUUUCAGGAGCUGGCAGGAGAGGAGGAAGAACUCAGUGCCUCUCAGCUCCAGACCUUAUUAAGCAUUGCCCUGGAGCCUGCCAGGGCACACACCUGGACCUCCAGAGAGAUCGGGCUCAGGACCUGUGAGCAGCUGCUGCAGUGUUUUGGGCACGGGCGAAGCCUGGCCUUGCACCACUUCCAGCAGCUCUGGAGCCGCCUCCAGGAGUGGCAGGCCAUAUUCGACAAGUUCGACCAGGACGCCUCUGGAACUAUGAACUCCCAUGAGCUGAGGCUGGCGCUGAAUGCUGCAGGUUUCCACCUCAACAACCAGCUGACCCAGGCUCUCACUAGCCGCUACCGGGAUAGCCGUCUGCGUGUGGACUUCGAGCGCUUUGUGUCCUGUGUGGCCCAGCUCACCUGCAUCUUCCGCCACUGCAGCCAGCACCUGGAUGGGGGUGAGGGGGUCAUCUGCCUGACCCGCAGCCAGUGGAUGGAGGUGGCCACCUUCUCCUAGGAUGCUGGCACAGGAGCACCUGCAGCUGGAGGUGGGAGAGCUGCCAGGAGCCCCGCCUUUCCCUCUGCCAGCCUGGACCAGAGUUUAUUCCACAGCAAGAGGGGUCUGAGCAAAACCAACUUGCUCCGACCCCUCCACCUCCCUGCCUGGCAUGGGGAGGCUGAUGCUCUGGCAUUAAGUGGUAGUUGAGAGCAUGGUCUCAGGAGCCAGCCUGCCUGGGGUGGAUUUCUGGUCCCACCCCUCACCAGCUGGGCAAGUGCUGCACUUCCUUGUGCUUUGCUCGCCUCACCUGUGAACAGGGAUGGCAACGGCACCUUUCUUGGGCAGGCUACGUGAGUUAGUCAAUGUCACUCGCUUAGAACAGUGCCUGGCCCACACUGGGUCCCCAACAACAGUCUUAUGUUUACACACUCAUGGGAACGGGGAUCGUGGCACGCGCAGGCCCCACCUCACUCUGGGAAAAGGUGCUCUAUCACUGCUCUGCUAAGAAGUGGAGGACAGAGAGAGGAGAAAAAGAGAGGACACUGUAGGACUCCUUCUUAAAAAUAUUACAUGUUUUAUUAUCCUGUCCCCAGAAGGGUGGUUUAUCCAGAAACCGAGAAAAAAAUAAUCAAUCAGAAUAAACUCAAAAAAAGGGGGUGGGGUGGAUGGGAGAUAGGGAGCAAAACCAUCAACUAACAGGCAGCCAGGCCAGCAGCCCACCCUCCACCUCAGGAGGGUCCCCAGAGACCCAUGCCUGAUGACAGACAACAGAAAAAUCAGUAAGGGGCGGGGGGGGAGGGGAGCAAAUCAGCUAUGUCUUCAUUAUGAGAGCAAGAGGCGGCAAAGAUAUGUUGCUAGGUGAAUAUAUAUUUAUAUAAUAAAUCCGUAAGUUAAUAAAGUAAAUAGUAAUUCUCUGAAAGUUUUUAAUUCUUUUUUUAUAGCUUUUUUUGUGAUUUUUUUUUUUUUUUUUUGGUUUUUU
Molecule: messenger RNA, 3118 nt
Organism: Hipposideros armiger (great roundleaf bat)
Lineage: Eukaryota; Metazoa; Chordata; Mammalia; Chiroptera; Hipposideridae
Gene: CAPN12
Product: calpain 12
Exons: 21
Coding region: 1-2157 (718 amino acids)
Biological process (GO): proteolysis
Cellular component (GO): cytoplasm
Molecular function (GO): calcium ion binding; calcium-dependent cysteine-type endopeptidase activity
Source: RefSeq, a predicted model, not a curated record